AUGGGGAAUACGUUCUGUUUAUUCUGUGGUUGCGUCGAACAGUCUAGCGUCGGUGUUGUUGAACAGUGGGGUCGUUUUCACCGAUUGGCUCAACCUGGUUUCCAGUUCUUCAACCCCUUCGCCGGUGAAUGUCUCGCCGGUAUUCUCUCCACUCGUAUUGCUUCCCUUGAUGUCAAAAUCGAAACCAAAACCAAGGAUAAUGUUUUUGUUCAGUUGUUGUGUUCGAUUCAGUACCGUGUGGUUAAGGAAAAUGCUGAUGAUGCUUUUUAUGAGUUGCAAAACCCUCAGGAACAGAUCCAGGCUUAUGUUUUUGAUGUGGCCCGUGCGAUUGUUCCGAAGAUGAAUUUGGAUGAGUUGUUUGAGCAAAAAGGUGAGGUUACCAGAUGUGUGUUGGAGGAGCUUGAAAAGGUAAUGGGAGAAUAUGGAUAUAGCAUAGAACAUAUACUGAUGGUUGAUAUUAUCCCGGAUCCUUCUGUGCGGAGGGCAAUGAAUGAGAUUAAUGCAGCUCAAAGGAUGCUACGCGCUAGUGAAUUCAAAGGAGAAGCUGAAAAGGUGCUUAUAGUUAAAAAGGCAGAAGCAGAAGCAGAAUCAAAGUACUUAGGCGGGGUUGGUGUGGCAAGACAGCGACAAGCUAUCACGGAUGGCUUAAGAGAGAACAUCUUGCAAUUCUCUACCAAAGUAGAAGGAACUUCAGCAAAGGAAGUGAUGGAUCUUAUCAUGAUAACUCAGUACUUUGACACAAUCAGAGACCUUGGUAACUCUUCAAAGAAUACCACAGUUUUUAUACCUCAUGGACCUGGCCAUGUUAGGGAUAUCUCUAAUCAAAUACGCAAUGGUAUGAUGGAAGCAUCAUGUGCUCAAGUAACUGAUGAUGUUGAGUAA
Lathyrus sativus (Indian pea) is the source of this 882-nucleotide messenger RNA. The record is from the annotation of a GenBank genome assembly. Lineage: Eukaryota; Viridiplantae; Streptophyta; Magnoliopsida; Fabales; Fabaceae.